AUGAAUCAGAACAGCGAUACAAUGAGCAACAUUAGCUCUCCAAAAUCUGGGAUCGCGUCUCCGAAGAGGCUCAGCAUGCAGAGGUCUCAGACAAUGCGCGCCUCGAAAGAAUCGAGCGCCUCUAAGCAUCCCGAGCGAUCAGACAGUGCCGCGCAGAUGGCGCGGGAGCGGAGGGGAACUCUGGAGAGUUACAGUCCGCGUACGCAGAUGGAGCUGAUGGACCACCCCUUGGGGGAGCUCCUACUGCCGAUUCUACCCCCCCAAGAGGGGGAAAACGGCCAUGGCGGUUUGCCAGUCAGAACAUCUAAUGUGAAGCACUACUAUGGGGUGGCGGCCAAACGGCGGUCAUCUUACCAGGGGGGCGCGCCGGUAGCCCCGGUGCUGCCUGUCAAACAUCCCCCCGCCCUGGCCCAGUUUCUGGAGAGCGGUGGUGCAAAGCCCAGUGAGAUCCAAAGUGAGGAAGCCAAUGCAGCUGCAAGUAAUCAAAGGAUUGCGGAGAAGAUCGCAGAGCGGCGCCAAUCAUAUGCUGGCAUAGGCUUACGGGACCCAGGCAGCCCCAAGCGACAGGGCGGCCGGUUAAGCAUGAAGGUUAGCUCUAACCAGCGGCGGGCAAGCGAGGCGCCCGGGGCAGACCCGUCCAGCUUUGCAUUGAGAACUCCGUACCAAUUGAAGCCGCGACGCGUCUGGAUGCUAGAGGAGGCGUUUCGGUCGGUCCGAGAGGGGGCCGAAGCUCUGGCGUCGGAAGAUUUCCCAACCGAGGGGGAGGCGCGGUGGCUGGGCGUGGGGGGAGCGGCGGAGUGGCGGCCGUGCAUGGUGCUGGGGUAUGACGUCAGCGAGCAUAAGUACUGGGUACAGUGGCUGGCACCGCGACCCGGGGACAGCGAUGCGUGUGCGCGCAGGUUCCAGGCUGCACGGAUGAAUGUGAGGAUUGUCAACACUAGCGAGGGGGGGCACUUUUGGCAGAAGCCUAGAGAGGCAACCGGGGGGGUGGAGAGACGGCUGGGAAAGGUGGGUGAUCUUGGUGAGAAGCGAGCAAGUCGUGGAGGUGCGCUGGGGCAUCGAGAUGGACGGGGGAUGACGGCAAUACUGGCGGAGCUGGCGGAGGAGUAUGUUGGGCAGUCGCACCAGCUGGCGGUUUGGGAGCAAGAAGGAGAAGCAGAAAACGGGGACAUCUCUGAGUCGGCCCCUACAGGGCCCCGCCCCAUCCCAGUGCCCACCUACUCCUACGCCGACUUUCGCGCCGCCGUCUCCAACAGGGCCUUUCUCUGCCAGCCCGCCCUGCAGCCCAUGCUCCUCGAAAUGAGCCACCUCCUCGAGGCCCUGUCACGGGUAGAGUUGCUCGACAGCCGUCGGAGGGUAUUGACACCAAUGGAAGCGCGGGCCCACCAGAGCAAGGUGUUGAAAGACGGUGUGCGAUACGUGCGGGAGCACUUGGUUGAGGAGAUGGUGGAUAGCCUGGCCCUCGGGCUGGGCCGCUGGACGAUGAAGAUGGAGCAAGCAAUUGGGGACCAGCAGUCGGCAAAGGUUCUAAGAUGGGCGAAUUUGAGAUUGGAAGAGGCCCUCUGCGGCGCCCUCCAGGGGACGCUCCUCCGGUACACCGAGCUCUUCCAGCAUCCGCGGGGGGAUCCCCCGGGGGCCCCGGUGUUCGAGGUGGGCAUGUCGAUGCGGGGGGACGGCCAGCUGGAGCUACAGGCGCAAACCGGGGUGCUCGCCACCUUCUCCGGUCACCUGCUCGAUGACCUGGAGGAGACUCUUCGCAACACGCCCGCCUUCAGCCCGUCCGAUGAUCGUUACGUCCAGAAAGGGCCCAAGCUGCCCCGCCCCACGCUGGCCCGCACCGCAGCGUCCGCAAUCCUCCGGACGCGCUCAGCCGUCCGCACGACCAUCGACGCCGCGUCCGAGCUCCUCCGGACCGCCGCUGACCAGCUCGCACAAGAGUGGGCGUCCAAGCUGCCGGGUCACGUGGCAGCCUUCUCCGACGGCCACGCGGCAGCUUCUGGAGACGGCGAGAACGCCACCGACAGCUCGCUGGAGAAAGUCGAGAGCCUGAAAGCGUACCUGGAGAGACUGGGAGAGGUUGAGAAAGCGGUUUUGGGAUACCACGGCCGGGCCUUCGGCGAGGUGUUCGUUCUAAACUGCCGCCAGCCGCUGCACUGGCUGGCGGCCGAGCGGGCGGAGCGGCGGGAGGCCCUGUCUCGGGAGCUGUUUGAAACUCUACACGACUGCGUACGGCUGGUGCAGUCGCAGCUCGACCGGAACGAGGCCCUCCUGCGGACGGACCUGGAUGACGUCACCCCCGAGGAGCUGUCGGAACUGGAGCGGUUCACCGGGCGCUACGACGGGACGCACGCGGGAUUGCUCGCGAGCCUGCGCGAGGGCCGGGAGGCGCUGGACGCGCUCGAGAACCUGCGCGCGCCGCUGAGUCAGCAUGACGUCAGCGCGCUGUGGGAGGCCGCGCGCGAGGCCGUCGCGCACGCGGAGCGGGUGUCGGACGUCCGCGGAAGGCUAUGGAUCGUCAAACCCGGGGUUAUCGCCGGGAUUAGGCGCCGGCAGGCGGAGUUACUGGAGGCGGUCAAGGAAAGAGUCGCGGCCGCCGCAGGGUUUGAGGGCUUGGAGGAUCUCGAAGCCGCGGGCGAGUACCAGGCGCAAAUGGCGGCGACUUUGCGCGAGCUCUUAGAGCAUCUAGAGGCGGCGAGAAAGCUGCAGGUGCAGGAAACGCUGCUGGGCAUCGACCAGCUGCCCGACUGUCUGGAGCUGCUGACCCCGGCCGUCCGAAAGGUCCGAUUCUGUGCGAACGUCUGGGCGCUUGCGUCCGAAUAUCUGGCGGUCCAGAGGGCGCACGAGGAGGCGCCGUUCAAGCAGAUGAACGUCGGCCGGGCGCACCUGCGGGUCGCCGAGCUCGCGGACAAGAUCGACGAGCUUGGGGGAUCCCCCGGCGCGCGCGAGCUGGGGGGAUCCCCCGCGGGCGGGGUUCUGCGGUUCCUGGAGGCGCAGGUACGCGACAUUCUGCGCGAGCUGCCGGUGCUCGCGAAGCUGCGCCACCCGGGCGUGCGGCAGCGGCACUGGGAGGAACUUGGACCGGUACUCGGCGCCCGGUUCUUAGAAACCGGGCGGGACGACCCGACGCUCGCGGCGGUGCUCGCGCUGCGGCUGUCGGAGCGCCGGGAUGACGUCAGCCCGGUGCUGGAGCGCGCGAUCCAGGAGUACGCGCAGGAGGUGUGCCUGGAGAAGAUGGAGGAGGAGCUGCGGCGAGCGGCGGUCGAGGUCGCGCAGGGUGUGGAGCUGCGGGGUUUAGGCGACAUCGAGGCGCUGCUGGGCGAGCAAUUGGUCGCCAUCAACUCCCUGCUGAGCAGCCCGUUCGCGAAGGCGUUCGAGGGGAUGGCGCGCACGUGGCGCGAGCGGCUGGGGCAUCUGCGCGCGUGCCUGGGGGAGCUGGUGCGCGCGCAGGAGGCGUUCCAAAAGCUGGAGCCGGUGUUCAGGUCCCCUCACCUCCAGCAGCUCCUCCCCUCCGAGCACCGCCAGUUCCAAUCCGUGGCUGCCACGUGGCAGGCCGUCCUGGCCCUGGCCUCCCAGCGCCGCUUCUUCCUCUUUCUCUGCGAGAGCACGCUCGUCACCAAAGACAUUCCGGCCUGCAACCUCGCCAUGGCGGACUUCCGCUCGAAGCUGACGUCAGCUCUGGACGGAAAGCGCGCCCGCUUCCCGCGGCUGCACUUCUUGACCGACGACGAGCUGGUCACGUUCGCCAGCCUGGAGCUUAACCCGACCGUUGACCCGGGCCAAACCCUGAUCUGCAAGUGCUUCCAGAGCCUGUCCUCUGUUGAGUUUAGCCAAGACCGGAAGAUUGUGGCAGUUACCGGGCUCGAUGGGGAGAGGGUUACGCUAACCCAGGUGGUGGGCACCAAAGACGAACCGUUGGAGAAAUGGCUCGCCGCUCUAGAUACGGAGAUCCGAACUACCCUGAAAGCGGGGCUGGCAAAAGCAGUGGAGUAUUUGGAAAGCGGAAGAGGGGCCUCAUUGUCACAUUUCUGCAGCAUGAAGAAGGAGGACGGGAUUAGUUCGACCAGUCGGAGAAGCGAACCGGGCGGUUUUGAGGAGGGGGUACCGGGUAAUCUGCCGUCCCAGAGCGUGGGUUUGGCGCUACAAGUGAGCUUUACACGGCAGGUGGAAAAGGUUCUGAGCAGAGACGAAAGCGCAGACCUGAAACGUCGGGGCCUGCACUCAGAGCUGGAAAGGAUGCAGGAACAAGUUGAGGAUCUGCGGGCCGCUGUGGCGAAGGGACUGGGCGGGUUAGCGCGGGUUAAGGCCAAACGGCUGAUCCGUUUGGGCGCCCGGUUGAGCAGGACUUUGCGACAGCUCAUCGAGUGCCCGGGGAAAGAUCUUCACCAGGAUAGGUUUGCCUGGCAGAAGCACCUUCGGUUCUACUUUGACCCGGCUGCCCCCCGGGGUGCAGCUUGCCGGCUAGAAAUGGCCGGGGCGAAACUCAGCUACGGGUUUGAGUUCAUUGGGCGACAGGAAAGGGGCAUCGUGACGUCAGACAUGGAGCGGUGCUUUGCGGGGCUCCUGGGCGCGGUCGCAAGCGGCGGCUGCGCUCUGGUGACCGGAACUCCGGGGGCCGGAAGGGCGGAAGUGGUGCGGGCUCUCGCGGCCGCGGCGGGUAAAACCUGCCUCUUCGCGAGUUGCUCCGAGGGGAUGUCGGGAGACCGGUUGAGCGGAGUGAUGCGCGCGAGCAUCGCGAGCGGCACGUGGUUCUGUUUGCGUGACGUUGGCGCGGUGGGCGCUGACGUGGCACAGAGCCUGAGCCAGCAGCUGGCGUCAGUAAAGCAGGCGCUGACAUCAUCGGGAGGGAGGGUCCAGCUGGCAGGCAGCAGCGUGCAGGUCGAUCGGACGGCCGCUGUAUUCUGCACAGCCCAGAUCGACGGCCCUCAGCCGUCGGAUCGACUUGCGGCGGCCUGCCGCGCGACGGCGCUCGGGGACGGCGCGACGGUUGCUGACGUGGCAGGUGGGCUGAUGCACGCGGAAGGGUUUGAGAACUGGGAGAAUUUGGGUCGGAAGCUCGCGACCGCGCUCCAGUUCGCGUCGCAGCAACUAGGGGCGCGGCACUUCGCCGCGGGGCUCCCGGCGGCGCACGCGCUGGUCGAGCGCGCGGUGCGCGCGCGAGCGGAGAUGACGUCAGCAGGGUUUGGAAACGUGAGCGAGGAGGCGCUGCUGGCGGGCGUGGUGGAGAGGGGCAUCGCGCCCGGCUUGCUCGGGGACGAGCUGACGUCAUUCCAGCGGCUGCUGACGAAUGUGUUCCCCGGCGGAGGCCGGCCGGUGGACACGAACGGCCGGCUGAAAGAGGCGGUUAGGGAAGCGGUUAGGGAGCGGGGUUUAAGCGAGGUUUCGGGGACGGUUCAAAAGUGUGUGCAGCUGCAGGAGUGUAUGGCGCUGGAAUGUUUGGGAACGGUCGUCUGUGGAGAGGCGGGGGCGGGAAAGACGGAGCUGAUUGCUUUACUGGCGCGAGCAAGUGAAAAGCUGACGGGAACUAGAGUGACGAUCGAAACCGUGGCGCUUGCUGGGGCGAGCGCGGAGCAGAUUGCUGCCAGGUGCGACGACAUCUUGGGCCGUCAGGAUGGCGACACGUGGGUGGUGUUCGACGGUGCGAUGGGCGCCGACCAGGCUGUUAUCAUCACCGGGCGCUUCGACCAGGACUCGCGCCUGUUUGCACUCUCCCGGGAAAAAGGCCACCGAUUGAAAGUCAUUUUCGAAGUCGAUUCUCCAGAGGGAAUACCGUCAGCGCUGCAGGGCCGGUGCGCGUUGGUCCACGUCAGCAGGGGAGAAGCAGUCGACUGGAACGCCCUUGUAAAAGCAUGGGUGGAGCGAAGUUUGCCCCCAAGCUGGGCGGAAGAAGCGGCGCUUUUCAAACUCGUGUGUGAAAAGGCGCUCCCGGCUUGUCUCGAGCUAGCCAUGACCGGGGCGCCUGCCAAUUUGGAGCUUAUUCCAACCGGGCUGGUGCAGAGCUUCUUGUCUCUGGUGGGGUUCACACUUGCGUCUUUCUAUUCCGCCAACCCGUCGCAACGGCCGAAGAGCGGAAGAGAGGAAGGGCCGGAAGCGGAUCAGGGCAAGGGCAGGCGGCGGCUCAUCUCCUAUGGGCGGAAGCAGGCACGUGACAUGGUGAGCUGGCGGAGGCUGCAUCUGCAUAAGGAGGGGGAGGGAAGUCUGGACAAAAGAGAAAGCGCUGUUGCGGCGUUAAAGUCCAGACUUGAUGACGUCAAGCCCUCGGAGCGGGCUCAAAUGCUGACGACAGCCGCCGUUUUCGCGGCCGUCAACUCUCUCGGGCUCGCGAUCGCGGGAGCGACGGAGCGCGCCGCGCUCGAGCACGUCAUCCGUGACGUCAUCCGCGACGUGGGUCCGAAAGAAGCACCCCCCCUGCCGGAGGAAAGCCUGUUCGAAGUCGGGUACAGCUGGCAGUUCCGGGCGUGGCGGCACUGGCCGGAGCUGCGGACGGAAAGCGCGGCCGCGGACGGAAAGGCGUCCGGAGCUCCGUCCGGCGACGUCAGGUUUUUCGUGCCCGUCCCAGAGACGGCGCGUAACGAGGUGUUGGCGAAAAUGGUGCUCCGCGGGGGGGGCAGAGUGGCGCUGUUCGGACCCCCCGGGUCCGGGAAGAAGUCGCUGAUAGGUCACGUGAUGCGGACGGCGGCUAAGGAAGAGAGCGCGCGAGAAACUAGAGGGGGGAAGCCAGGUGGAGUCGGACAGAAUCCUCAGGGAAGCAACGACUCUGCUUCUGGGCGCUCGGUUGUAACAAUCGACAGUGAAGGAAGUGAGAAGCCAACAGCACGGCUUCUGCGGAAUUACAGUCUUCUGCCGACGGUUCCGUACAGCUUCGACAGUCUGGUGGCCAUCUUCGCGGAGCAGCUGGCGGCGGCCUGGCCGGAACGAGCGGCCGGAAUGGGCGGAACGAACGAGCCCGGCCGGAGCACGCCGGGCUUGCCGGACUCCCUCGUCCUGCGCCUGAGCCGCGCAUCGACCCAACUCCACAAAACCCUCCUCCAAACCCUGCCAAACCCUCGGGAAGGUCUCGGACUCGGUACCCGCGACUUGCUUAGCCUCCUGGACGCUUUGGUUACGAAUUCGGACGCCCUAAAACCGAUUCCGGACGCUCUGCAGUCGGACGCGGACGCGCCAACGGCCGGGAUGGACGCGGGUACGGACGCCGACGCCGUCAAGCUGUGGGCGCACGAGGUCCGCAGGGUGUACGGCGACCGUCUGACCGGUGCGGCCGCGGUCGAGAGCGCGCUCGCGGCCGCGACUGCGGCGCACCUGCGCGAGUGGGCGCCGCUCACAGUGCAGCCCUUCAUGUUCGGGCAGUACACGCGUCACUCCGACGCGAACGGUGACGUCAGGGUGCGGGUCGUUUACAAGGAGGUUAUGGACAAAUCGGGGUGGGUUUUGGGGAUGGAGGGCCAGUUAGCCGCCCACAACAUGGAGAAUAGCGAUCCGCUCCCGAUCGUUCUCUUCCCGGAAGCGGCGGAACACUUGUCCCGGUUGCUGAGGGCGCUUAGAGGUUCCGGCUCCCAGGCACUGCUGAUAGGGCCCCCGAGAAGCGGGAAGAGGUCCCUGCUGCGGCUGGCGGCCUUCGUUCUGGGCUUCGACCGGUUUGAGGUCGGCGAGAAGAACGGAGAAGUGCCCGGGGAAUGGAGGGAGGAAAUGGGGAAGGCGGUGGAGAGGGCGGCGUUGGGUGACCGGGGCGUGGUGCUCGGGGUGAAGGCGGGGCAGCCGGGCCUGAUGGAUGACGUGGCGCAACUGCGGAGGGGGCUUGAGGUGCUUUCUCUCCUGUCCCCCGAACGCCGCUACUUCAUCCAGCAAGAACAGCAGCGCCUGGAAGAGUCCUCCAGCACCUCUCUAGUUUCCCUCAUCGACAGCGCGCAAGAGCGCGAGGCCUACUUCAACGCGCGCCUCGUCGAGCGCGUCAACGCCAACCUCCGGAUCGCCGUCCGCGCGGCCGCGCGCUCCCCCGCGCUCGCGCACAUCCUGACGGAGUGCCGCCCCUUCGCGGACGCGUGCUCGGUCGACCGCUUCGACGCCUUCUCGGACGCCGCCCUGGCCUCGAUCGCACGCGCGCACUUCGACAAGCACGAGGAGCUGCAGCGCUUCGUCGAGUUCGCGGCCGUCGAGCGGGGCGCGCUCGCAACCGCGGCCGCGGCGGUACACGCGCGAGCGCGCGGGCCGGGCGUCGCGAGCUACCAGGAGCUGCUGCGCGCGUUCAGCGCGCUGUUACUCGACCGCGGGGGCGCGUUCUGGGCAACACUCCAGCGGCUGACCGUCGGCGCUGCGAAAUUACGGUCGACCGCGCGUUUGGUCGCCGAGAUGCAAAGCGAUUUAGAGGCGCUGCUGGGGCGGCGGGACUCGACCGAGGAAGAGAUGGAGCGCCUCAUCGGCUCGAUCGCGCGAGAGCAGGACGCGCUCGACGCGAGCCGCGCGGCGCUGCAGGUCGAGCAGGAGAAGGCGGAGCGCGAGAGCGCGGCCGCGGCGCGCGCGGCGGCGGACGCGCAGCAGGACGUCGACUCCGUCGUUCCGCUGGUCAGCCAGGCAAUUAAGGAGCUGAGCAGCCUCAACAAGAAGGACAUCGCCGAGAUGAAAAGUUUGGCGAAGCCCCCGCCUCGUCUGAUGAUCGUUCUAGAAGCGCUGUGUAUUCUGCUCGGAAGGGCGCCCAAGAGGCCACGUGUCAGCCAGCCGGGGCGCGGCGCGCCGGAGGCCGGGGAAGGGUACUGGCCCGUGGCGCGCGAGCUGCUCGCGCAGGUCAACUUCGUGCAGAUGCUGCUGAGCUUCGACAAGGACGAGAUGGAUGCGGACACGGUCCGGCGAUUGCGGCCAUACAUCGAGAACCCGGACUUUGCCCCGGACCACGUGGGCCGCAUCAGCGUGGCGUGCAAGAGCAUCUGCAUCUGGGUGCGCGCCAUGUACAGCUACCACGUGGCCAAGGUCACCAAGAUGGCGCCACGUGUCGAGCGGCUGCGCGAGGUGACGUCCGACCUCGAGAACGCGCGGGCCGCGCUCGAGCGGCGCAAGGUCGAGCUCAGCGAGAUGGAGGAGAAGAUCUCGCACUUGAGAAGCCGAUACGAAAACGCGCGAGGCGCGAAAAACAGUCUGGUACAACAAGCGGAAGAGUCGGAGGUCAAAGUGGAGCGCGCGCAGCGGCUGAUCGGGCGGCUCGAGGGGGAGUGCGCGCGCUGGGAGAAGUGCGCGGGGGAGCUGCGCGAGAAGUGGCGCGGGGUCGUCGGCGACGCGCUGCUCGCGGCGGGACACGUGGCGUACCUGGGGCGCGUCCCCCGGAAGCUUAGAGAGUCGCAGAUCGCGGAGUGGCAGGAGGCGCUCCGGAAUAUCCGCUUGCCGUUCUCGCAGGGUUUCUCGCUCUUAGGUUUCUGUGUGGACCAGCAGACGGUUCAGGAGUGGGUUGCGGCGGGCUUGCCGAACGACCGUCAGUCUCUGGAGAACGCGGUUAUGGUUAAGUACGCGCAGCGGUGGGUCAAGGUCGCUGACCCGCAGAACCAGGCGGCCGCGUGGCUGGGGCGGCGGGACAACGGACGGAGUCCGGCGUGGUUGGCAGCGGAAUCCGCGGAGCUGGCCGCGGCUUUGGAGGAGGCCUUGCAAAAGGGGCGGGGCGUAGUCGUGAGUGUGGAGAAAACGGGGGACAGCGAGCUGCUACGGUCGAUUGUGCGCUCGAACGGGGCCUCUCAGGAAGAGGGGGAAAGUGGGUUGUGCGUCAUGCACGUGAAGAAUGAGAAAAUGGCCGCGCAAUGCCUGAGGGAGGACAACAUGGACGCCAAUUGCGUCGACUUCUCCAUAACGAACGACGGCGUCUACAGCCAGCUUCUGGCCCUCGUGGUGGAGAAGGAGCGGCCCGACCUGGAGGAGCAGCGGCGCGGGCUGGUGCAGUCGCACGCGGCGCUGGAGCGGCAGCUGGCGGCCGCGGAGGAGCGGCUGCUGGCCCUGGUGUCCGGCGCGUCCGGAACCAUCCUGGACGACGCCGCGCUCGAGGACGCGCUCACGGCAGCGUCCGGGACGUACGAAAACAUCCAGUUUGCUCUUGAUUUCGAAUUCAGAGCUGGAACAACGGUACUGCGCGCGCGCUUAUUUUAUGGGUUCCCCCCUCCGCAGGGCCGCAUUUCCCGGGUGGCGGCCAACGAGGGCGAGCUGGAGGCGACGCGCGACCGGUACCGGCCCGUCGCGGAGCGCGGCACGCUGCUGUUUGCCACCAUUAGGGACCUCGCUAAGUGCGGCCCCCUAUACGGCCGCCGGUUGGGCUGGUUCAAGCAGCUGUACGCGCGCGGCAUGCAACGGACGUCCGCGCUGAGCCCGGUGGAGGUGUCCGAGCGGCUGACCUACCUCACGCGCCAGAUGACGUCAGUCGUCUUCUGCACCGUGGCCGGCACGCUGUUCGCGGAGCACCGGGCGCUCUUCGCCCUCGUCCUGACCGCCAGGAUCCUGGAAGCUCGGGGCGACCUCUCUGCGGAAGAAUGGGGCGCGUUCGUCGCCGGCCCGGGCCAAAGUACCCUGGUGGACCAGCCGCCUUUGUUUUUAGCCGACAAGCAGGAGAAGUGGUCGGCGCUUCUGGAUCUGGAGAGUCGCCUCGACUGUUUCUCGGGGUUGUCCACCGACGUGCGCCGCAACGCCCCCGCGUGGCAGGCGUUGUUCGAACGUGAGGGCGCCCCGGACGCCCAGCUCCCGGACCCCUGGGCGUCCGAAUCGAGCCUCUUCCAGAAGCUGGUCCUCACCCGGUUCCUGUGGCCCGACCAGGUCGUUUCCGCGGCGGAGCGGUGCGCGUACGCCGUCCUCGAGAUCGACGCCGCCGCGGCCGCGGCGCGGCCGACGGUAGCCGCGGCCGCGGAGCAGGCCGACCGGCUGACGCCCAUCCUGUGCGCGUGCGCGCCGGGCGCGGAUCCGCUCGUGGAGAUCUCGGAGUUCGCGCGCAAGAAGAGCAUGAGCAAGCGCAUGUGGGCGGUGUCGCUCGCGGAGGCCGGCCAGUGCGAGCGCGCGCUCGAGGGCAUCGCCGACGCCGCCAAGUGGGGCAAGUGGGUAGUGCUCCAGGACUGCCACGCGGCAGGCCCAUGGUUGGCCACGUUGCAGGGCGCCCUGGAGGGCCUGAAAGGCAACCCAAACGUGCACGACAACUUCCGGGUUUGGCUCACCACCGCGGCCGCGGCGGACUUUCCGCCGGAGCGGCUGCACGGCAGUGUCAAGCUCGUCUUCGAGCCGCCGCAGGGCGUGCGCGCGCACCUGCUCCGCCUACUGCAGCAGCUGGAGGCCGAGACCGCGGCCGCGGCCGCGCCGCGCGCCCAGGCGGCCGCGCUGGCUUGGUACCGGCUCUGCCUCUUCCACGCCAUCGUAGUGGAACGCUGCCAACGUGGCAAAAUAGGGUGGCAUUCCCCUUGUUCCUUCACUUCCCACGACUUCCACACCGCCAAGGCUCUGCUCGCGCGCCUGCUCGCGCCGCGCCCCGCGACUCCCGCAGAGCCGCCCGCGCCUAAACCCCAAACCCCCGAGCUCGACAGCCGGCGGCCGACCCCGCGUCAACCGGGCGAGUCGCUGCUUCCAACCACAGCGGAGUGGGUGCUCGGGAGCGGCGGCUCGAAGGGUUCGAAGGGUUUGGGCGAGGCCGACAGUGCGGCCGCGGCGCGCGCGCUGUCCGAAACGCCGGACGGGCUUUUGGAUCUGCUGGGGGAGACGGCGUACGGCGGCAGAUUGGCGGACGCGUCGGACAGGCGCGCGCUGCGGACGCUCCUCGCGGACUGCUUCGCGCCAGGAGGUCUUCUCGCAAACGGCACGCAGUACGUUCCUUCGGAGCCCGCUCCGCUCGCGGCCUACCUGGAGCACGCGCGCGCGCUCCCGUGCGACGACCCGGCGGACCUCCUGGGCGUGCGCGCGAGCACGGGCCGAGUCUUGGCGGCAGCGGCCGCGGAGACUCUCCUCGAGCGCGCGGCGACGCUGGGGUGCGGAAUGGCCGACGGAAGCGAACGGACGGAAGACGAACAGCAGGCACUCGACGAAGAAACCGCACGGGCGGCGCUACUGGGCGCCCUUCCGGCGACCAUCCCCGACCCAAAGCCCGGUUCUCGGAGCCUGCGCCAAGAUCCGGUGGUCGCCGCGAUCGCUUGGGAGGUGCGGCUCUUCAACCGGGAGCUCGAGGCGUGGCGGGAGGAAGAUGGAGAGGCCAGGCCCCUGCAGGAGGAGAUAGUCAAAACCCUGCGGUUGCGGCGAGACGCGCUCGCGGCCGCGGUGCGCGCGGGCGGCGGGAAGAGCAUGAGGCUGUGGCUGCCGGCGUUCCGGUCCCCGCAGGCCCUCUUCGCGGCAGUCGCCCAUCGAUCUGCCCAACAGACUGGCCUACCUCUCGACGAGAUCGCGCUGACGUUCGACGUCGAAAGCGUCCCGCGCGACGAUCAGCCCCCCGGAGAAAACGAGACCCAUUUUUGCUUCGAGGGGCUGAUGCUUGAAGGGGCCGUGCUGGCCGAUGGAGUGCUCCAACCGCCCGAAGGCGAAGGCGACCACCCGACGCCUGUCUUGGUGCGCGUGGUCGCCCUGCCGAGGACGGAUUAUGGGCUUGAAGCGGACAGAACGUAUCUGUGUCCGGUUCACAUUGUCUCUGCGGAAGGGCGCAAGGUGCUCGGCUGGACCCGGUUGCGGUCGGGGCAACGCCCUGAGGGCUGGUGGGAGAAGCGCCAGGUGGCAGUUGUAUGUCGGAGCGCGUGGUGCUGA
Klebsormidium nitens is the source of this 12729-nucleotide messenger RNA. The record is from the annotation of a GenBank genome assembly. Lineage: Eukaryota; Viridiplantae; Streptophyta; Klebsormidiophyceae; Klebsormidiales; Klebsormidiaceae.